AUGGACCUGAACCGGGACUGUGCAGGGAGAUACUCAGAGUUAAAGGAGGAGGGCGAGGACGAGCAGAUGGCCUUGGGUUCGCGUGAGCUGCUGUGAGUCAGCAGGACGGGGAGGACUCCUGAUUUCACCGGUCAACAGGCCCAGCCUGUUUUAGGUAAUAAUGAUCUGUAUAAUGUGUUUCUGUCUGCAGGAGACUAAACCAGGAGACCGAUAACUGGAACCAGACCUGCAUCUCUGUAUGUGCCGACGCUAUAACACGAAUUCAGCAGAUUAAAACCAGUUUAACAGGAUACAGAGAACCCCAAAACAAAGCUCUACUCCAAGAGUUAAAACGGACUUAA
Xyrichtys novacula (pearly razorfish) is the source of this 341-nucleotide messenger RNA. The record is from the annotation of a GenBank genome assembly. Lineage: Eukaryota; Metazoa; Chordata; Actinopteri; Labriformes; Labridae.